AACAGCGAGUCACACUGUGGAGGAGAGAAGAUCAUUCAGGAUGCCAGAGCCAGUCAAAAAAGCAGUUUCAGCGUUUGCCAAGAAACCAAAGUCUCAGGAGGCAGAGGAGGGGUCCUCUGUGGUCUUUGAAGCAGAGACCGGGAAGCCUGAUGCUAAAGUGAAAUGGCAGUGCAACUCAAAGGACAUCGCCAGUGGCGACAAAUAUUUGAUCACAGCAGACGGAAACAAGCACUCCCUCGCUUUAAAAGCUAUUACCAAGGAAGAUGCCAAUGUCUACGGAGUGAUCGCUGGGGGGUCAAAGGUCAAGUUUGACCUGAAGGUUUUAUCAAAGCCAGAAGCUCCAGUUGAGGCCCCUGCUGAUGCACCUGGGGAGACUAUUGUCGAACCGGAACAGGCUCCUGCUCCACCUGCAGCAGCACCCACUGAGGACCAGACCGCUGCCCCGGCACAUGAUGCUCCUCAAGCUGAGGAGGGACAGCCUCCGGACACCAGACAGGCGCUGACUGGACUCUUCACAGAAAAACCCCAGAGUGGGGAGGUCACUGUAGGUGAAAACAUUACGUUUGUGGCUAAAGUGAAUGCUGAGUCAUUGCUGAAGAAACCCAACAUCAAAUGGUUCAAAGGGAAGUGGAUGGACCUCGCCAGCAAGUCUGGAAAACACCUGCAGCUUAAGGAGACGUAUGACCGCAGCAGUAAGGUCUAUACGUUUGAGAUGCAAGUCAUCGACGCCAAGCCAAACUUUGCUGGAGCUUACAGAUGUGAGGUUGCAUCCAGGGACAAGUUUGACAGCUGCAAUUUUGACUUGACUGUACAUGAGGCUUGUGCUGCUGAAGGUUUCGACAUAAGAGCAGCUUUUAGGCGCACUAGUAAAGAUGGAAAGGAAGACUCAGGAGAGCUGGACUUCAGUACCUUAUUAAAAAAGAGAGACAGUUUCUUAAAAUCCUCAAAUCGAGCCGUGCAGGUGAGCGCAGAGCCGGACAUGGAUGUCUGGAACAUUCUCAACCAUGCUCCUUCUUCAGAAUAUGAGAAGAUUGCUUUUCAGCACGGCAUUACCGACCUGAGAGGCAUGCUCAAGAGGCUGAAGAAGAUGAAGAAAGAAGAGAAGAAAAGUGAAGCUUUCCUGAAAAAGUUGGAUCCAGCUUACCAAGUGUCAAAGGGACAUAAAAUGAAACUGGCCAUUGAGGUGGCCAAUGCAGAUGCUGAGGUGAAAUGGCUUAAGAACGGACAACAAAUUCAACCAUCAGCAAGCAAGUACAUCUUUGAGAGUGUUGGCAACAUGCGCUACCUCACCAUCAACCACUGCUCCUUGGCAGAUGAUGCCGCAUAUUGCUGUGUGGCGGGAGAGGAGAAAUGCACCACUGAGCUCUUUGUUAAAGAGCCUCCCAUUGUGAUUGUGAAGAAUCUGGAGGAUCAGAUGGUCAUGAAGGGUGAGAGGGUGGAGCUAGAGUGUGAAGUCUCGGAGGAAGGAGCCAAUGUUAAAUGGGAAAAAGACGGUGUGGAAUUGACGAGAGACGAGUGUUUCAAGUAUCGCUUCAAGAAAGACGGCUGCAAACAUGUCCUGAUCAUUAAUGAGGCCACGAAAGAAGACUGCGGCCACUACAAGGUUAAAACGAACGGUGGCGAGUCUAUGGCUGAACUCAUGGUGCAGGAAAAAGACCUGGAGGUCUACCAGAGCAUUGCAGACCUCACAGUGAAGGCAGAGGAUCAGGCGGUGUUUAAGUGUGAGGUGUCGGAUGAGAAUGUGAGAGGAACCUGGUACAAGAAUGGUGCAGAAGUCAAGCCGGAUGCCAGAAUAAAUAUCACACAUGUUGGCAGGAUCCACAAACUGACCAUAGAUGAGGUCAAACCAGAGGAUGAGGGAGACUACACUUUUGUGCCAGAUGGCCAUGCUUUCAACCUUUCUGCUAAACUCAAUUUCCUGGAGGUGAAGAUUGAUUACGUGCCACGCCAAGAUCCUCCGAAGAUCCACCUGGACUGUAUGGGUCGCACCACUGAGUCAACCAUCGUGGUGGUGGCUGGCAACAAGCUGCGUUUGGAUGUCCCCAUCACUGGAGACCCUGCUCCCACAGUGAUCUGGACCAAAGGAGGGAAGGCUAGUUCUGUAAAACCUGAUGGAGAAGAGAAAGAAGGGCCGGCAUCCUCUUGGACCUUGACGGAUGGGGAAGUUGUCACAGAGGGAGACAGUCGGGUCCAUGUUGAAACCACCAAGGGACACUGUAUCUUCACCAUCGAGGGGGCUGAGAGGCAGGACGAGGGGAUCUAUUCUGUUGUGGUUCGAAACCCCGCUGGGGAGGACACUGCAGAUAUCAAUGUGAAAGUUGUCGAUGUUCCAGAUCCUCCCCAGGCUCCCAGAAUCCUCAGUGUGGGAGAGGACUCCUGUGUGGUCCAGUGGGAUCCCCCUCUGUUUGAUGGUGGACAGCCAGUUAUUGGCUACGUGAUGGAGAGAAAGAAGAAGAAGAGCUACAGGUGGAUGAGACUGAACUUUGACCCUUAUUGUGAAACAACCUAUGAAGCCAAGCGGAUGAUUGAAGGAAUGGAGUACGAGAUGCGAAUCUAUGCUGUCAACGGCAUCGGCAUGUCUCGUCACAGUCCAGCUUCACAGCCUUUUGUGCCAGUCGCCCCCACAAGUGAGCCCAUCGGACUCAGCCUUGACGACGUCAGUGACACUUCCAUCUCGCUGAAGUGGCGGCCGCCUGAGAGGAUUGGCUCAGCUGAACUCGAGGGUUAUGGAGUUGAGUACUGCAAGGAGGGAACGGAUGAAUGGAUACCAGCCAUGCAGGGUCUGACUGACCGGACAUCAAUGGUCAUCAAACAUCUCACCACCGGAGACAAGCUGCAGUUCCGUGUGCGGGCCUACAACAUGGCGGGACCCAGUGCUCCCACCACUCUGGCUCAAGCUGUCACCAUCAGAGAGAUAAUGCAACGCCCUAAAGUUUGGCUCCCUAGAAAUCUCCGCCAGACUCUCGUCAAGAUAGUUGGAGAAACUGUCAACCUUGUGAUUAAAUUCCAGGGUAAGCCCAGGCCGAAGGUCACAUGGAGCAAAGACGGGGAGCCUCUGAGCCCCAAAUUAGCUAGUGUGAGGAACAGCGAUACGGAUACAAUUUUCUUCAUUCGCAAGACGGAGAGAAAACACUCAGGGAAGUAUGAUGUCCAGGUGCAGAUUGAGAAUAUGGACGACACAGCAAGUAUCGAACUGCAGGUUGUUGAUCUCCCAGGGCCCCCUGACGCACUGAAGAUCAUGGAUGUCUGGGGCUUUAAUGUGGCACUUGAGUGGAAGCCGCCGAAGGACAACGGUAACAGUGAAAUAACUGGUUACAACAUUCAGAAAGCAGAGAAGAAGACCAUGGAGUGGUUUACAGUCUAUGAGCAGUACAGGCGAACCAACUGCGUCGCAUCUGACCUCAUCAUGGGGAAUGAGUAUGUCUUCCGAGUCUUUGCAAUCAACCUGGUGGGCCUCAGCCUAGAGCCCUGCACCACAACAGACAGCGCUUACAUCCAGAAAACAGGUAUCGAGUACAAGCCGCCCACCUUCAAGGAUCAUGACUUCUCACAGGCUCCCAAGUUCACACAUCCGCUGGUGAACCGUUCUAUCAUAGCAGGUUACAACACGACCCUCAGCUGCUCAGUCAGAGGCAUGCCAAAGCCCAAAGUGACCUGGUACAAAAACAAGAUGGACAUCUCAAAUGAGGCCAAGUUCCGGAUGCUCAGUAAACAAGGUGUUCUGACACUGGAGAUCCGUAAGCCCUGCUCUUUUGAUGGAGGAGUGUAUAUGUGCAAAGCAGUCAACGUCAACGGAGAAGACAUAGUGGAGUGUAAAGUGGAGGUCCGCCCUCAAAUUGCGAAAGAAGAAACGAAAUAAAGAGGUUCGGGCUGCUGACUGAAGAGAUUCUAUAUUUGUCUCCCGCAUGUUGACUUUUGUGUCACAAGAAACUCUUCACCUGCACUACAAACUGAAAUCAUCUUGCAUAUCACCAUACUUGCUGUUGUGUUAGUAUCAUGUGUAAUUCUGGAUUACUUAAGUAAAUGGACAUAAUAGUCAAAGAAGGUGGAAAUAUUUAUGAAAUUAAUUUAUAAUUUCCCAUCUUGCGUGUCAUUUAUUUCAGCUGCUCUAAAGAAAUGUAUUGCAGUGUUUGGAUUUGUUUGUGUGCUUGGAAAGGUCAAUAUAAAUGCAAUAAAAACA
This is a messenger RNA of Anarrhichthys ocellatus (wolf-eel), 4180 nucleotides long. RefSeq names its product myosin binding protein C3 (gene mybpc3). Gene Ontology annotation, cellular component: M band. Gene Ontology annotation, biological process: ventricular cardiac muscle tissue morphogenesis; sarcomere organization. The transcript is spliced from 33 exons. The record is from RefSeq and is a predicted model, not a curated record. Bases 41 to 3859 code for a protein of 1272 amino acids. Lineage: Eukaryota; Metazoa; Chordata; Actinopteri; Perciformes; Anarhichadidae. Gene Ontology annotation, molecular function: myosin heavy chain binding.